Colossoma macropomum (tambaqui) is the source of this 1787-nucleotide messenger RNA. It is a transcript of the gene dusp11, whose product is annotated as dual specificity phosphatase 11 (RNA/RNP complex 1-interacting). Gene Ontology annotation, biological process: protein dephosphorylation. Bases 329 to 1015 code for a protein of 228 amino acids. Lineage: Eukaryota; Metazoa; Chordata; Actinopteri; Characiformes; Serrasalmidae. Gene Ontology annotation, molecular function: polynucleotide 5'-phosphatase activity; protein tyrosine/serine/threonine phosphatase activity. The transcript is spliced from 11 exons. The record is from RefSeq and is a predicted model, not a curated record.
GUCACUGGACUCGUGGAGGUUCCGGCUGGGUGAGUUUAGUAGUUUUCAUCAUUCAGCGUUUCAACCGCUCUGAUUAAAUUAUUACAUUAAUUAUUAAGUUAAACGGCGCGCAAGUCUUUAUGGCUUUUAGUCUGUGUGAUUAUAAUCGCUGUUCGUGUGUGUUUGUAAAACUGUGUUAAAGGGCUGCAGCUCAGAAUGAGGAGGUUUAGCGGUUAGCAAAACGGCUAACGGCUACCACAGCUGCAGAGGGUGUUUUUCCACGAAGCUGAAGUUCCACCUUAAAAGGCACAGGAAUUACGUUCUGAAGCUGCAGCUGUGGGCUGUGAUUAUGCCUUCACAUAAGAAAAUUCCGGACAGAUGGACUGAAUACAGUGCAGUGGGGAAGAGGAUUCCUGGAACUCGCUUCAUCGCCUUUAAAGUCCCUUUAAAACAGUCUCUGAGAAACUGUCUGUGUCAGUCUGAGGCCUUUGGUCCAUUCGAUCUUCUGCACAUGUUGGAGAAGCAGGGUCAGGAACUCGGACUCAUCAUUGACCUCACCUUCACCACCCGUUACUACAAACCACAGGACUUGCCGGACUCGUGGCACUAUCUGAAGAUUUUCACUGCGGGUCAUGAAGUGCCGAGCGAUGCCACCAUUCUGAGCUUUAAGAAGGCUGUGAGAAGGUUUCUUUGUGACAAUGAAAAUAAUGAUAAACUGAUUGGGGUUCAUUGCACUCACGGUUUGAACCGGACAGGCUACCUUGUGUGCAGGUAUCUGAUUGAUGUGGACGGUGUUGAUCCUCAUGAGGCCAUCGACUUGUUUAACAGGUCGCGGGGUCACGCUAUAGAGAGACAAAAUUACCUGGACGAUCUAAAUUCCGGCCCUAAGCGCAGUAAUGAGGGGAUGGAAGAACCUGACCAGGAGCCGGUUCAGGGUGGGGCGAUGCAGGGGUCUUCAUCCAGACCAGAGAGACCAACCCCCCCCCCAACCCCCCCUACUUCAGCAGGAGAGGACCACCCCAACAUAACCACAUAAUGCCGUUUCAGCCGAGAGAAGCAAACCGGCACCUGAGGUUCGGACCAGACGGAGACCCCAUGUUGCUGCCCCCACCUCCUGCCCCGUGGCCCCACAGACCAGUGGAUCAGAGUUUCCGUCAGGGCCGUUACUGCGCCCCCACGCCGUACCCCACCUUCCUCCCCCGGUACAGCUUUGAGGAGCCUUGGAGGGGUGGAGCCCCGGCUUUCCCGCCAGGUGGGCAGGAAUUGCCUCGGGAGCCCCGUAGGAAGUCACGGCACAGACACGGGAAGUCGCGGCACGGACGGACAAAAUGAGAUGACUUUCAGCAGCAGCAGCACUGUCACCUCCGUUCUCAGCUGUGAAAACGUAAACACUCUGUCUGACGGACUUUUAUUGGUCAUUUUAACCCAAAAUUUACGAUUUUACACUAAAAAUAAAGAUGCGCUGAGCAGCGCAGUGUGAGUCAGUCAAGAGGAAAACGCUGAGACACUUCAUCACUCUGUUCUUCACUCAGUCUGUUUACCGUUGGCCCGUUAGAGCUGCAGCGAGUCGCUGCUGAAUAUUUAUCUUCAGAAAGUCCGACGUUCCAUGGAUGGAUUUUUAUUCGUAACUGAAUGUUAAACUGGUGUGAUGCUUUUCUCCCCUCUGUCGCUGUGAAAGGGCCCGACUCGGGGAGCGGCUCUCCUUGCCUUUUCUUUCUGAAAUGAUCUUUCAGCUUUUUUGGGAAAUGGAGAUCCUGCUACAUGGUGUUUAUUCAGAGUGUGCAAAUAAAGGACGUUCUGGUUGGUCA